AUCCCAUUAGCUACAAACAUGCUGCCAGAGCUUCAUGGGAACUAUGAUUUAUUUUUCCUGUGUUAAGAUGUCUGCUGAGCUCCUCUCUGUGAGUGAUCCAGGUGGGAAUAAUGGAAAUCCUCAAGACACCUCAGUGGGGGGCACAAAACCUUUACACCGCUUCUUAAAGGGACAACCCAAAAUUAUUGGUACAAUUGUGCUGAUCUUGGGUGCAUCCUUCUUUAUCAUAUCCGUUGCGAUCACGGCAGACUCCCACAUGAUGUAUAUAUGGACAGUCAUCCCACCAGGCUUCCUGCUGGGGACACUGUUAAUCAUAUGUGGAAUUACAUACAUUUUGGCACAACACAACACCACCAAGAAAACAGUAACCAUUUCGUUAUCUCUGAGCAUUGUCUCCAUACUGGUCGCAUGCUGGACUUUAAUACACAUCCUGCCUGACAUAGAAGCAUAUUCCUACCACCUAGAUUACAUUUAUGAUAAUGGAACCUUUUCAUUUACUGAACCAAUGGAAAAUCGCCAGCUCAUGGGAUUGGCUUUGGAAGCAGUUUUGGUGUUCUACACUUUUGUUGUAGCGGUUAUUUUCAUUGUAAUGUCAGCUCUGGCUGGCAUUGCCCUGCGAUCCACAAAAAGCCAGGCCAUUGUAGUGAUGACUGCUGCAUCGCCUGAUUCGUCAGUUGAAUAGCAAGCACAAGGGGACUGUCUGAAGUGUGAAAAAUUAAGAAAAGAAAUAUAUAUAUACUGUAUAAACAAACCCUUUAGUUUUAGUUUUCUGAAGGGGCAGACUCAGUACAUCGUUUUGAAAUUGCAUGGUGUAUGGCCUAACAUAAACUUGAUAAAUCAAUAAGGAACAAAUUAAUAAUCUGUUUCAUACAAGUAUGGUUCACAUUCCAUGUCACAUGCUAAUAUUAUCCUUAAUAAAUCAAAUUUAUGUACAAAUGUAUUUACUGGUCCAAUUUACCUUAAUUAAUUAGAUACUGCCAUUUAAUUCUGUUGGGGCACCUACUCAGCUGAGUUUUAGCAGAUAUUCUGAUGGUUCCUUAUAAAAUUAAUACAAUUAAUUAAUUGCAUUAUUGCAUGUGUUGCACCUUUUUUCAUAUUUCCCUACUAAUUUUAUUUGUUUGUAAUGUGUGCUGAUAUAUGUGUGUUUGUAUGUUAGUAAAGAAACAGAAAGGAAACGAUGUUUGCAAGAAAGAGACACACACAAAUAUUUUUAAGGUAUCGUAACAUUUUUCAUGAAACCUUUUAAUGCAGUUAAAGUACAAUGUUACAUUCUUAUAAUAUUAAAGUUAAAUGAUCUCAAAAUUAAUUACAUCUGUUUUAUCAGAAAUGUUCCUCUUUGUCUCACUGUUCCACUGUUCUUAGAUCAGCUGGUUGAUUUUAGCUGGAGACUGCUCAUCUCACAGCUAAUGUUUCAAAAGCCAUAGAGCCCAAACUAUUACAUUAGUAUAACGAAAAAAAUAUUAACAGCAGCCCUUAUUAAUCAUAAGUACACAAUUAAAUGUCCUACAUUGUUGUUGUUUUUUAGCAUCACAAGUUAAUAACCCAACUUUUUAAAAAAAAAAAUUCAAAUAGGCAGGAACUUCAGAACAUGAAAACACAAUCUUAGGAACUUAAAGCACCUCUCAUAAAUUGCAUUGCAUUUUUAUUUAUAUAUUUAUUUACCUAUCAAAGGUACCAAUAUUUCAUACCAGGUGUAAGAUACCAAAUAAUAUGAUCCUUUUUCACCCUACUGUCCCUAACAGAAAUAUUUUGGAAUAGACCAGACAGAACAUGCACAGAACCUCAUAGCUGCCCUUGACUCAUGUUUCACACCAUUGGCACAAACACUGUGACACCCAACAAGCUGUCCCCUUCUUACAGGGAACACUAUGUGAGACAUAUAACUAAUACAUGUGUAAAAAAGAGAGAUUCAGAAUCACAACACUAAAUGGAAUGAAGUCAACAUUAUGGCAAAGACCUACUAGACUUCUUACUGGCUAAACAUGCAAAGUUAAUAAGAGCAUAGAAUAUGUGUGUGUGUGUCCCUCUCUCCAUUAGACUAGACAGCUCUGAUACCUGUGGAAGUGAAAAGCCGUGAAAGCAACUUUGGAAUAUAAUGUACCAGCCAGUUAGUUGACAUGGUAAUAUCUUUAAAUUAAAUCACACACACAGAGGAAAUGUCAUGGUUCUGGCUACCUGGUGAAUGUGAAGUCAUUAUUGAGUUUUACUUGGUUUGG
Molecule: messenger RNA, 2216 nt
Organism: Pelmatolapia mariae (spotted tilapia)
Lineage: Eukaryota; Metazoa; Chordata; Actinopteri; Cichliformes; Cichlidae
Product: membrane-spanning 4-domains subfamily A member 15-like
Exons: 7
Coding region: 35-682 (215 amino acids)
Source: RefSeq, a predicted model, not a curated record